AUGGUGAUGACGAUGAAGAUAGCAAGGGAUGGUGAAGGCGACGAGAAUGGUGAGCAUGAGGGUAGUGAAGAGAGCUGGGAAACACAUCUCCACCUCCACCAGGAGACAAACCAAACCUCCAACAUCUUCCUAUUAAAUAUCUCGGGGAAGACGCCAUACCUUAAGUACUGCCUUCAUCAGGGCGAGGCAGUGUCCAUCAGGGCGAGGCAGUGUCCAUCAGGGCGAGGCAGUGCCCAUCAGGGCGAGGAAUUGUCCAUCAGGGCGAGGAAGUGUCUAUCAGGGCGAGGCAGUGUCCAUCAGGGCGAGGCAGUGUCCAUCAGGGCGAGGAAGUGUCCAUCAGGGCGAGGAAGUGUCCAUCAGGGCGAGGCAGUGACCAUCCGGGCGAGGCAGUGUCCAUCAGGGCGAGGCAGUGUCCAUCAGGGCGAGGCAGUGUCCAUCAGGGCGAGGCAGUGCCCAUCAGGGCGAGGAUGUGUCCAUCAGGGCGAGGCAGUGUCCAUCAGGGCGAGGAUGUGUCCAUCAGGGCGAGGAAGUGUCCAUCAGGGCGAGGAAGUGUCCAUCAGGGAGAGGCAGUGUCCAUCAGGGCGAGGCAGUGUCCAUCAGGGCGAGGAAGUGUCCAUCAGGGCGAGGAAGUGUCCAUCAGAGCGAGGCAGUGUCCAUCAGGGCGAGGAAGUGUCCAUCAGGGCGAGGAAGUGUCCAUCCGGGCGAGGAAGUGUCCAUCAGGGCGAGGAAGUGUCCAUCCGGGCGAGGAAGUGUCCAUCAGGGCGAGGAAGUGUCCAUCAGAGCGAGGAAGUGUCCAUCAGGGCGAGGAAGUGUCCAUCAGGGCGAGGAAGUGUCCAUCAGGGCGAGGAAGUGUCCAUCAGAGCGAGGCAGUGUCCAUCAGGGCGAGGAAGUGUCCAUCAGGGCGAGGAAGUGUCCAUCCGGGCGAGGAAGUGUCCAUCAGGGCGAGGAAGUGUCCAUCAGGGCGAGGAAGUGUCCAUCAGGGACAGGUCCCAGCCAUCAGGGACAAGAAGCAACCAUCAGGGACAUGAAGCAGCCAUCAGGGACAGGUCCCAGCCAUCAGGGACAAGAAGCAACCAUCAGGGACAAGAAGCAGCCAUCAGGGACAGGUCCCAGCCAUCAGGGACAAGAAGCAACCAUCAGGGACAAGAAGCAGCCAUCAGGGACAAGAAGCAGCCAUCAGGGACAAGAAGCAGCCAUCAGGGACAGGUCCCAGCCAUCAGGGACAUGAAGCAGCCAUCAGGGACAGAUCCCAGCCAUCAGGGACAAGAAGCAACCAUCAGGGACAUGAAGCAGCCAUCAGGGACAGGUCCCAGCCAUCAGGGACAAGAAGCAACCAUCAGGGACAAGAAGCAACCAUCAGGGACAUGA
Molecule: messenger RNA, 1368 nt
Organism: Procambarus clarkii (red swamp crayfish)
Lineage: Eukaryota; Metazoa; Arthropoda; Malacostraca; Decapoda; Cambaridae
Source: RefSeq, a predicted model, not a curated record